AAGGUUGUAGCGUGUCGGAGAGUACAACGCAUCGACGGACUUGUACAAGACGACACCUGCUCUGGUCGAAACGGGAAACCGGAGAGACACGGUGACGGCGGGGGCGGCCAUACUCAAACAACCGCCGAGCGAAGUGCGCGGCACAACGCAGAAAUGAGACGAUAAUAAAAUCGUAUUAUAUCGUUUCUAGACAAUCUUGGGGACGAGGUGUAAACGGAUAUAAGUGUCUGUAUUGAAACGUGAAAGAACAACAAAAUUGUACGGAAGGUAGUGAAAACGGAACAAGUGUGGGAAGUGUAAAGAGAAAGAGGAUAGAAACGGGCCAACAAAUCGAGAUAUAAAGGACGGUAUGAGUGCGAAGACGGACGUGAACAGGCGGGUCCUAGCGAUUCAGGCCAAGAAAAAAAGGCACAAGCCGAGUAAACGUAAAGGAAAGGGAAAUUCUCAGGGAGAAUCAGAUACACCAGGAGCUCAAUGCUCGAAGACAUCAGCCGCUCGACAAGAUCAACAAAGUUCAGAUUUCUACCUCGGAAAGAGAGUGGAACCAUGCCAUAGCUCCAGUAAUGAAACAAUAGAAGAUGAUGAUGAGGUAUACAGUAGUGAGGACGAAGAACAAGAGGAUAGCAGUGAUUACUGCAAAGGUGGAUAUCAUCCAGUCAAAAUAGGAGAUUUAUUUUUAAAUCGCUAUCAUGUAACUCGUAAACUUGGUUGGGGCCAUUUUUCAACAGUUUGGCUAUGCUGGGAUUUACAAGACAAACGAUUUGUGGCACUUAAAGUGGUGAAAUCUGCAUCCCAUUUUACUGAAACUGCAUUGGAUGAAAUUAAAUUAUUAAAAGACGUGCGUGACACAGAUCCAAGUGAUCCUAAACGCAAUAAAACCGUCCAGUUGCUCAAUGAUUUCAAAAUCAGUGGCAUUAAUGGUUUGCAUGUUUGCAUGGUAUUUGAAGUGCUUGGACAUAAUCUCCUUAAACUGAUCAUCAAAUCCAACUAUAGAGGAAUUCCAAGGAAUAAUGUUAAACGUAUCAUCAGACAAGUACUUGAAGGUCUUGAUUACCUCCAUAAUAAAUGUAAAAUUAUUCAUACAGAUAUUAAACCUGAAAAUGUUCUUAUUUGUGUCGAUGAAGCUUAUAUACGAAAGUUAGCAUGGGAAGCUAUUGAACUGCAUUCUUUAGGUAUGAGAUUACCAGUAUCGCUAAUUUCGACUGCGCCAAAGGAAUUUCAAGAACCUAUUCCUAAUUCGAAAAUGUCAAAGAAUAAAAAGAAGAAACUCAAAAAGAAAGCUAAACGUCAAAAUGAAUUGUUAAGGAAGCAAGUUGAACAGAUUGAAGAACUUGAGGAGCAAAAUAAAGUGGUGGCAAAUAACACAAAUGGAGAAUUAGAAACAAAUAGUCCAGAUCAGGAUAUAAAUACAGAAAGUAUAGAAGAUAAUACUGAAAGCAAAGGUUCACCUGACAUUUCAGAACCGUCAGCACCUUCAUUGCACAUAAACGGUGUGGAUAGUUUAGGGGGUGGAGAGAAAGUAGAGAAUCAAUUACCUCAACAAUCUGAAAAGAUGGACAAUGCAAACUUAUGUGAUGUAGAAAAAAGUUGCGGAGAAGGGGUAUUACCACCUGACCAUGAAGAUACAGACGAGUGUAGCGAAGGUCGUAAUUUGCAGCCACCUGACAGUAAACAAUUGAAACGAGCGUCCAUAGCUCCCUUAAAUCCCGCUAUAGUGGAAUGUGAUGUUGAAGUGAAAAUAGCGGACCUCGGAAAUGCAUGUUGGGUGCACAAAAAAUUCACAGAUGAUAUUCAAACUCGUCAGUACAGAUCAUUAGAAGUGUUACUAGGAUCGGGAUAUGAUACUUCAGCAGAUAUAUGGUCCACUGCCUGUAUGGCAUUUGAAUUAGCAACUGGUGACUAUCUUUUUGAACCGCAUAGUGGCAAAGAUUAUUGCAGAGAUGAAGACCAUUUAGCACAUAUUAUUGAAUUACUUGGAGAAAUACCAAUACGGAUUGCUCUUUCCGGCAAGAACUCUAAAAUAUUCUUUAAUAAGAAGGGCGAGUUAAAGCAUAUUACUGGAUUGAAACCUUGGGGACUGUACGAGGUGCUUACAGAAAAAUAUGAAUGGUCACCAAGAGAAGCACGCGAGUUUGAAGAGUUCCUAACUCCGAUGCUUGAAUUCGACCCGAGAAUGCGAGCGACAGCAGCAGAGUGUCUGAAGCAUCCGUGGCUGCAAAUCAAAAAGUGAUUGUGUUUUUUAUCGUUUUAUUUUUAAAUUCUUCAACUUCUACCAUCCUGAUAUAAUCAUAAGUCGAGAGUGUGACAAGAAGCAACGACCUGCAGGUGUCAGGUUCUUUCAUAUUAUAUACAGUGUUUUAUUUCCAUAUAACGAGUGCAUUGUUAUUGAAAACGCACACGAUAAAAUUAUUUAAUAUUUAAUAUACA
This is a messenger RNA of Dufourea novaeangliae, 2427 nucleotides long. RefSeq names its product SRSF protein kinase 3 (gene SRPK). Lineage: Eukaryota; Metazoa; Arthropoda; Insecta; Hymenoptera; Halictidae. The record is from RefSeq and is a predicted model, not a curated record. Gene Ontology annotation, biological process: protein phosphorylation; regulation of mRNA processing; spliceosomal complex assembly. Gene Ontology annotation, molecular function: protein kinase activity; ATP binding. The transcript is spliced from 6 exons. Bases 350 to 2230 code for a protein of 626 amino acids.